Molecule: messenger RNA, 2427 nt
Organism: Ceratitis capitata (Mediterranean fruit fly)
Lineage: Eukaryota; Metazoa; Arthropoda; Insecta; Diptera; Tephritidae
Product: alanine--glyoxylate aminotransferase 2, mitochondrial
Exons: 5
Coding region: 548-2077 (509 amino acids)
Biological process (GO): glyoxylate catabolic process
Cellular component (GO): mitochondrion
Molecular function (GO): L-alanine:glyoxylate transaminase activity; pyridoxal phosphate binding
Source: RefSeq, a predicted model, not a curated record
CGCCAACGUCGACGCCAACGUAGCCAGUAUCCGCGCCAGCAAUAGUGGUUUGUUUGGACAUUUGGUUAUGGGAUUGCAGCAGUUGAAGUCGGCGAUCGUUGGGCCGUCUGUUGCAAGCUUUUGUGCGCCGCUUGACUUCCAAACGGUUUUCAAUGAAAUCAAUUUUUUAGUUGCGUUGUUGUCACCGUUUGGAGCAGUUCACUUGUGAAUCACUCUAAUAGUUGUAAACGUUUUUGGUUGCCAUAUAUUAGCUGCAGUGCCAUUGAACUGUUUGUGCGGUUCACUUGAAAGUUCAUAUGCAAAUGGGCAGUAGGCUGUUUUGUUUUUCAUUGCAUAAAAUUGGAACUAAAACAAGUGAGAGUGUUCUUUUUUCCUUUGAACGAAAGUGGACCCGCGAAUGCAUUGACAUUUGGAAAAUUAACAUAAAUUAGCAUUAAUUGAAAGGCGCAACGGUAAAAAGUAUUUAAAACGGUGGAAAUCAGCGGCGAUUUUUAUUGGAGAAAAUUUUUUAUUGGUAGGAUUGUUACAGUGAUUGCAAAGACUCAUAAUGAUGUCCAAAAAUUCCUUGGUACAAACGGCCCGCUUAUUGCGUCAUGGCAUACAGCAACGCUCUGCAUCAACUCUGCUUUCGAAAGCCUCGCCGGCUGUGAUGCCGGAAAUUCAAUGCGAAAUGCCUGAAUGCGACUAUCAAUCGCCGCAAUAUAGCGGACCAAGCUAUGAAAAAGUAUUGGAGAUACGUCAAAAGCACAUUACGCCAAACAUAGUGCCGCAUUUCAAGAAACCUCUCUUGAUACAUAACGGACACAUGCAGUGGUUGUUCGAUCACGAGGGUCGACGUUACUUGGAUAUGUUUGGCGGUAUUGUAACUGUGUCAGUGGGACAUUGUCAUCCCAAAGUGAAUCGGGCUUUGGAGAAACAGAUCAACACACUCUGGCACACAACUAAUAUUUACCUACAUCCGAAGAUACACGAGUACGCCGAACGCUUGACGGCCAAGUUUCCUGGCGAACUGAAGGCUGUGUGUUUUGUUAACUCCGGCUCUGAGGCGAACGAUCUCGCUAUGCUCAUGGCGCGCUUACACACAGGCAAUCAGGACAUCAUCACCUUCCGUAAUGCCUAUCAUGGCAUGUCACCUUAUACGAUGGGACUGACGGCCCUCUCUACUUGGCGGUUUCCACUGCCUGGCGUCAGUAAUGGCAUUCAUCAUGUUAUGAAUCCCGAUCCCUAUCUCGGCCUUUGGGGUGGUGCAGCAUGUCGUGAUUCGCCCAUACAAACGGAUCGUAAGUGUGAUUGCACAUCGGAAAGUGGUUGUAUGGCUGGCGCCAGGUAUUAUGAUCAAUUAGAAGAAGUAUUCAAAUACUCGCUGCCACGUGGACGUGUCGCCGCCAUGUUUGCCGAAUCUAUACAAGGUGUAGGCGGCACUGUGCAAUAUCCCAAGGGAUACAUCAAGAAAGCGGCUGAAUUGGUGCGCGCAAAUGGCGGUGUCUUCAUCGCCGACGAGGUGCAAAGCGGUUUCGGACGCACCGGCGAACAUUUCUGGGGCUUCGAGGGACACGAUUUCAUACCAGAUAUUGUUACAAUGGCGAAGGGCAUCGGCAACGGCUUUCCGCUAGCCGCUGUCGUCACUACACCCAAGAUUGCCGCUUCACUGGGGCAAGCGUUGCAUUUCAACACCUACGGCGGCAAUCCGAUGGCCAGUGCUGUAGGUAUCUCAGUGUUGGAAGUCAUUGAGGGGGAGCAGUUGCAGAAAAAUUCUUUGGAAGUGGGCACUUACUUCCUUAAAAGCUUGGCGAAGCUACGUGAACGUUUUGAGAUUAUUGGUGAUGUGCGCGGCAAAGGUUUAAUGAUCGGCGUUGAAAUGGUCUCGGAUCGUGCGGCAAGAACACCACUGAGCGCGCCACAUGUUGCGGAAAUUUGGGAGACCUGCAAGGAUAUGGGUGUACUCUUCGGACGUGGCGGUCUAAAUGGCAAUGUCUUGCGCAUAAAACCACCAAUGUGUGUUACGAAAACGGAUGUUAAAUUCGCUGUGGAUACCUUGGCCAACGCUAUAAACGAAGUUUUGAAUAGAAAGCAGUAGAAGAGGGGGCUAAAAUUCCAAAAUCACUGCAUAUUUUCUAAUAACUUUUUUAAUUUAUGGGUUAUUAUUUUUUUUGUUGCUAGCUAGCUGCUGCUAGUUAAAAAAUGUGUUUCAUUAAGCAAAUGACGUCACAAGUAAUAAGAAAAGUCUGUUUUAUAUUUCUACAUCUAGUUCUAUAGUGCAAAUGUUUUGUCGUUUUUGAAAAUUUCCUAAAAGUAGGAAAAAAUGUAUUUUUGGUUACGGGAAAUGUGGUGGUUGUACAUUGCAGAAGCAUUCUUGGUGUGUUGCCUACAUUUAGGAGUUAAUUUUAUUUUCAAAUAAUGUUCCAAGACUUUUAAAAUAUUUUAUUA